Molecule: messenger RNA, 7944 nt
Organism: Dicentrarchus labrax (European seabass)
Lineage: Eukaryota; Metazoa; Chordata; Actinopteri; Moronidae
Gene: cad
Product: carbamoyl-phosphate synthetase 2, aspartate transcarbamylase, and dihydroorotase
Exons: 44
Coding region: 352-7047 (2231 amino acids)
Biological process (GO): UTP biosynthetic process; L-glutamine metabolic process; 'de novo' pyrimidine nucleobase biosynthetic process
Cellular component (GO): cytosol; cytoplasm
Molecular function (GO): amino acid binding; ATP binding; dihydroorotase activity
Source: RefSeq, a predicted model, not a curated record
UAAACUUACCGGCCGGGCUGCGGGUCCGACUAAAACCGGGAAAACACCUCAUUAAAACUCGCUUUUAUUUUUUUAACCACAUCGUUCCGUCCGGAUCGAUAAAGGCUGACAGAGAUCUGCUCGGUACGGCGAGAGGGCGGGGGACAAAUCUGGUAGUUAUUCCCCCCCGCUAAGUCUCAUCUUCAUCACCCCUCCUCCUCCUCCUCCUCCUCCCUCUCCGCGCGGCGUGAGUUUCACGUGGAGACCGGAGGUUCAUCACUACUACUGAAUCAGUCUACUGCAGUUAGCAUUAGCUCUUCGUGACUUUAAACAAAACAAAACAAACAAACAAACAAACAAACAAACAAAAAGAUGGCAGCGUUGAUCCUAGAGGACGGGACGGCGUUCAGGGGCCUCCUGUUCGGGGCAGAUGUGUCAGUGUCGGGAGAAGUUGUGUUUCAGACGGGCAUGGUGGGCUACCCCGAGGCUCUCACUGACCCAUCCUACCGCUGCCAGCUGCUCACCCUCACUUACCCUCUGGUCGGUAACUAUGGCGUACCAAAGGACGAAGACGGAGACUUUGGACUGAGCAAGUGGUUUGAGUCGUCGAAGAUCCACGCUGCGGCUCUGAUCAUCGGAGAGCUGUCGGAGAGUCCCAGUCACUGGAGUUCAGUCAAGUCACUGGACCAGUGGCUCAAAGAGCAAGGCAUUCCCGGAUUACAAGGCAUCGACACUCGCCGUCUCACCAAAAAGAUCCGAGAGAAGGGCACCAUGUUGGGGAAGCUGGUCGUGGACGGGACUCCUGAGGACAGUAUCCCCUUUGAUAACCCGGACAAGAGGAACCUGGUCCAGGAGGUCUCCAUGAAGGAGCCCAGAGUGUUCAACCCCAGCGGUAGUCUGCGAAUCACGGUGGUGGACUGCGGCAUCAAAUACAACCAGAUCCGCUGCCUGGCUCAGAGAGGAGCUCGUGUGACUGUCGUUCCCUGGGACCACCCGUUGGACAGCACAGAUUUUGAUGGUUUGUUCAUCAGUAACGGCCCCGGGGAUCCCCAGUUCUGUCAGACCACCAUCAGCAACGUGAGGAAGGUGGUCUGCGUCGAACGCCCCAAGCCGGUUUUCGGCAUUUGCCUCGGACACCAGCUGCUCUCUUUAGUCAUCGGAUCGAAGACCUACAAGAUGAAGUACGGGAACCGUGGCCACAACCAGCCAUGCAUCCACAAGGGAACAGAGCGCUGCUUCAUCACCAGUCAAAACCACGGGUUCGCCGUCGACCCCGACACCCUGCCGAAGGACUGGGACGUCCUCUUCACCAACGCCAAUGAUCAUACCAACGAGGGCAUCGUACACAACACGCAACCCCUGUUCAGUGUUCAGUUCCACCCAGAGCACAUGGCUGGACCCACAGACCUGGUCGGCCUGUUUGAUGUCUUCCUUGACACCGUGAAAGACCACAAAGAGGGCAACGCUACCAAAUCUGUGAAGCAGCGUCUACUGGACCACCUUACCUACCCGGGUUUCACAAAGCCUGAAGAGGUGCUCCGACCCAGGAAGGUCCUCAUCCUGGGCUCUGGAGGACUGUCCAUUGGCCAGGCUGGGGAGUUCGACUACUCCGGCUCUCAGGCUAUUAAGGCUCUCAAGGAAGAGAAUAUCCAGACUGUGCUGAUCAACCCCAACAUUGCCACCGUCCAGACCUCCAAGGGCCUGGCUGACAAAGUCUACUUCCUGCCGAUCACAGCGGAGUAUGUCACCCAGGUGAUAAAGAAUGAACGUCCCGACGGCGUGCUGCUGACCUUUGGCGGUCAGACCGCUCUGAACUGCGGCGUGGAGCUGACCAAGCUGGGCGUCCUGGAGAAGUAUAAAGUUAAGGUUCUGGGAACGCCGGUGGCCUCCAUCGAGAUGACUGAAGACCGGAAGAUCUUUGUGGAGAAAAUGGAAGAGAUCAAUGAGCAUGUCGCUCCCAGUGAAGCAGCGCUGUCUGUAGAGCAGGCAGUGGCAGCUGCAGAACGUCUAGGCUACCCUGUUCUGGUUCGGUCGGCGUUCGCUCUCGGUGGUCUGGGCUCGGGCUUCGCCAACAAUAGAGAGGAGCUAACCUCUCUGGUGACAUCAGCCUUCGCCCACACCUCCCAGGUACUGGUGGACAAAUCCCUGAAAGGCUGGAAGGAGAUCGAGUACGAGGUGGUCCGCGAUGCUUACGACAACUGUAUCACUGUGUGUAAUAUGGAGAAUAUUGACCCUCUGGGCAUCCAUACCGGAGAAUCCAUCGUUGUGGCGCCCAGUCAGACGCUUAACGACCACGAAUACAACAUGCUGAGGAACACGGCCAUCAAAGUCAUCAGGCACCUCGGCAUCGUGGGAGAGUGUAACAUCCAGUACGCUCUUAACCCUGAGUCUGAACAGUACUACAUCAUUGAGGUGAAUGCCCGUCUGUCACGGAGUUCGGCCCUGGCCAGCAAGGCGACAGGUUAUCCUCUGGCCUAUGUAGCUGCUAAACUUGGCCUGGGGAUCCCGCUGCCACAACUCAAGAACUCCGUUACCAACUCGACUACAGCGAACUUUGAGCCCAGCUUGGAUUACUGUGUUGUGAAGGUGCCUCGCUGGGAUCUGAGCAAGUUCCUCAGGGUUUCCACCAAGAUUGGCAGCUCCAUGAAGAGUGUUGGCGAGGUGAUGGCUAUUGGCCGUAGCUUUGAGGAGGCCUUCCAGAAAGCUCUGAGGAUGGUGGAUGAGAACUGUGUUGGCUUUGACCACACCAUCAAGCCCGUCUCUGAAAAGGAGUUGCAGACUCCUACAGAUAAGCGCAUCUUUGUUUUGGCGUCGGCCUUCAGAGCCGGUUACACGGUGGACCAGCUGUACGAGCUCACCAAGAUCGACCGCUGGUUCCUGCACAAGAUGAAGAACAUAACCGACCACGAGCGACUGAUGGAGACGUACAACCAGGAUGAGAGUGCCAUGCCACCAGAGGUGAUGCGAAAGGCCAAGCAGCUGGGCUUCUCAGACAAGCAGAUAGCACUAGCUGUGCAGAGCACAGAGCUCGUGGUGAGAAAGCUGCGUCACGAUUGGUCCAUCAUACCUGUAGUGAAGCAGAUUGACACGGUAGCGGCCGAAUGGCCCGCCCACACAAACUACCUGUACUUAACCUACCACGGCACCGAGAACGACCUGCACUUCAACGAUCAGCACGUCAUGGUGAUCGGCUCAGGGGUUUACCGCAUCGGCAGCAGCGUGGAAUUUGAUUGGUGUGCAGUCGGAUGCAUCACAGAGCUCAGGAAGAUGGGUUAUAAGACCAUCAUGGUGAACUACAACCCAGAGACCGUCAGCACAGACUACGACAUGUGUGACCGCCUCUACUUCGAUGAGAUCUCCUUCGAGGUGGUGAUGGAUAUCUAUGAGAGGGAAAACCCAGAGGGAGUGAUCCUCUCUAUGGGAGGCCAGCUGCCCAACAACAUCGCCAUGUCGCUGCACCGCCAGCAGUGCCGCAUCUUGGGAACCUCCCCCGAGUUCAUCGACUCUGCCGAGAACAGGUUCAAGUUCUCCAGAAUGCUGGACACCAUCGGAAUCAGCCAGCCACAGUGGAAGGAGCUCUCCGACACUGAGUCUGCUAUGAAGUUUUGUGAGACUGUGGGUUAUCCCUGCCUGGUUCGUCCCUCCUACGUUCUCAGCGGAGCGGCCAUGAACGUUGCCUACACUGACAGCGACCUCGAGAAAUACCUGAGUAGCGCCGUAGCUGUGUCCAAGGAAUACCCUGUUGUCAUCUCCAAAUUCAUACAGGAGGCCAAGGAGAUAGACGUGGACGCCGUAGCCUGUGACGGGGUAGUGAUGGCCAUCGCGGUGUGCGAACACGUGGAGAACGCCGGCGUUCACUCUGGGGAUGCCACACUGGUGACGCCACCCCAGGAUCUCAAUCAGAAGACGAUGGAGAGGAUCAAGAUGAUCGUCCACGCCAUCGGCCAGGAGCUGCAGGUCACCGGACCUUUCAACCUGCAGCUGAUUGCCAAGGACGACCAACUGAAGGUGAUCGAGUGCAACGUCCGAGUCUCCCGCUCCUUCCCCUUCAUAUCCAAGACCCUGGGCGUGGACAUGGUUGCCCUGGCAACUCAGGCCAUUGUUGGGGAGGACGUGGAGCCGUUGGGCCUAAUGAGGGGAAAAGGGAUUGUAGGAGUCAAGGUUCCUCAGUUUUCAUUCUCUCGGCUGGCCGGGGCUGACGUGGUGCUCGGGGUGGAGAUGACCAGCACUGGUGAGGUGGCCUGUUUCGGGGAGAACAGAUAUGAGGCUUACCUCAAAGCCAUGCUCUCCACGGGCUUCAAGAUCCCCAAAAAGAACAUUCUGCUCUCCAUUGGCAGCUUUAAGAACAAGAGCGAGCUGCUGCCCACCGUGCAGGCUCUGGAGUCUAUGGGUUAUGACCUGUACGCCAGUCUGGGUACCGCAGAUUUCUACACAGAACAUGGAGUCAAGGUGACAGCGGUGGACUGGCCGUUCGAGGAGGACGACAGCGAGUGUCCCAAUAAAGAGAAGCAGCGCAGCAUCAUGAACUACUUGGAGGAAAACCACUUCGACCUGGUCAUCAACCUCUCCAUGAGGAACAGCGGCGGUCGCAGGCUCUCCUCCUUCGUCACCAAAGGCUACAGGACGAGACGCAUGGCCAUCGACUACUCUGUCCCGCUCAUCAUCGACAUCAAGUGCACCAAGCUGUUUGUGCAGGCUCUUCGUCAGAUCGGUAGGACUCCACCAGUGAAGACUCACGUUGACAGCAUGACAUCCCAGACGCUGGUCCGUCUGCCUGGUCUGAUCGAUGUGCAUGUUCACCUACGGGAGCCUGGAGCCACACACAAGGAGGACUUCUCCUCCGGUACGGCAGCUGCUCUGGCGGGAGGAGUGACCAUGGUGUGUGCGAUGCCCAAUACUUCCCCUGCCAUCACCGACGCCAGCACUCUGGCGCUGGUACAGAAGCUGGCCAAAGCGGGCUGCCGGUGCGACUACGCCCUGUAUGUGGGCGCCGCUUCAGACAACGCCGCCGUCCUGCCGUCCAUCGCUAGCCAGGCCGCCGGCCUGAAGAUGUACCUGAACGACACGUACUCCACCCUCAAGAUGGACAACGUCUCUCUCUGGAUGGAGCACUUUGAGAAGUGGCCCAAGCAGAUGCCCAUCGUUGCUCACGCUGAGAAGCAGACGGUGGCUGCAAUCCUCAUGGUGGCUCAGCUCUACCAGCGACCAGUCCACAUCUGCCACGUGGCCAAGAAGGAGGAGAUCCUGAUCAUCAGAGCAGCGAAGCAGAAGGGCAUUCAGGUCACAUGUGAGGUGGCGCCUCAUCACCUCUUCCUUUGCGAGGAAAACGUGGCAGAGAUCGGCGACGGACGAGCGCAAGUCCGACCCAUGCUGGGAACACACGAGGACAUGGAGGCCCUGUGGGAAAACCUGGACAUCAUUGACUGCUUCGCCACAGACCACGCUCCCCACUCUGUAGAGGAGAAGAACAGCGAGCGUCCUCCUCCGGGUUACCCCGGCCUGGAAACGAUGCUGCCAUUGCUGCUGACCGCUGUGGGUGAUGGACGUCUUACUCUGGAUGAUAUCAUCAGACGUCUUUAUGACAACCCACGCAAGAUCUUCAACCUGCCUGUCCAGGAGAACACCUACGUGGAGGUGGACUUGGAGCAGGAGUGGGUUAUUCCUCAGACCAUGCAGUUCACCAAGUCAAAGUGGACACCUUUCCAGGGCAUGAAGGUGAAGGGUAAAGUCCGGCGCGUGGUCCUGCGAGGAGAGGUGGCCUACAUCGAUGGCCAGGUGUUGGUACCUCCAGGUUACGGUGAAGAUGUGAAGACCUGGCCGUCUGCUUCGAUCCCUCCUCCUGAAACUGUUAAAGAAAGUCCCAGGACUCCGGAGCACCCACGUCCUACUCCUCCCCGGGAAGGCCCGGUCCGGACCAGAGCACCCAGCCCCCGACGAUCUGCAGGAGAGAGCCGCUACCUGCUGCCCCCUCGCAUCCACCGCUCCUCUGAUCCCGGACUCCAACCAGAGAUGUUUAUGGUCCCUCCAACCGGCGCCGGUGACGGUUACAGCCACCCUCCUCCCCUGUCCAGGCUGCUGUCCCCUCAGUCAGGACCAGGACUGAUACCUGCUGGACAGGCGUCUCACUUCCAGACCUCUCCUCUGCUGCACGCACUGGUGGGCCAGCACAUCCUGUCCGUCAGACAGUUCAGCAAAGAGCAGAUCUCUCAUCUUUUUAAUGUUGCCCACACUCUGCGUUUGCUGGUUCAGAAGGAACGAAGUCUGGACAUCCUGAAGGGUAAGGUGAUGGCGUCCAUGUUCUACGAGGUCAGCACUCGCACCAGCAGCUCCUUCGCGGCGGCCAUGCAGCGUCUGGGCGGCUCUGUCGUCCACUUCAGCGAAUCCACCUCGUCGACGCAAAAAGGAGAAUCUCUGGCCGACUCCGUCCAGACCAUGAGCUGCUACGCCGACGUCCUGGUGCUCCGACACCCAACGCCUGGAGCUGUAGAGAGUGCAUCACGUCAUUGCCGUAAGCCUGUGAUCAAUGCUGGAGACGGCGUCGGGGAGCAUCCAACCCAGGCCCUGCUGGACGUCUUCACCAUCAGAGAGGAGCUGGGGACGGUCAACGGCAUGACGAUAACUAUGGUCGGGGAUCUGAAGCACGGUCGCACGGUUCAUUCCCUCGCCAAACUGCUGACCCAGUACCGCAUCACGCUGCGCUACGUGGCUCCCAAGAACCUCCACAUGCCAGCAGAGAUCAUCAGCUACGUGGCCUCAAAGGGCAUCAAACAGGAGGAGUUUGACAGUAUUGAGGAAGCUCUGCCUGACACCGACGUCCUCUACAUGACGAGGAUCCAGAAGGAGAGGUUUGCAUCUGAGGAGGAGUACAAGGCUUGUUUCGGCCAGUUCAUCCUCACCCCUCACAUCAUGACUGUAGCCAAAAAGAAGAUGGUAGUGAUGCAUCCGCUGCCCAGAGUCAAUGAAAUCAGUGCGGAGGUGGACACAGACCCGAGGGCGGCAUAUUUCCGGCAGGCGGAGAACGGCAUGUACAUCCGAAUGGCCCUGCUGGCCACCGUACUGGGCAGAUAGAUCCACGUUCUGCAUAUUUGUAGCACAAAUUAUUUAGAGUAAUAAGUGUUAGACACUGCCCUUGCCUUUCCUGAAAUCUGUGGGCUUCUUAUAUCCAGUCCUAGUAGGGGAGGUAGUAGAGUUAAAUACAACAAUAAGACUGAGUCAUAUGUUCUAAAGUUAUAUUACACUGUAACACGAUGCUGCUCUUCUUCAGUUUGAUAGACCACGACUUGUUUCUCUUUUCAUCCAUAUCUCACCUGCAAGAAAACUGUAUUUCAUUACAGCAAAAUUAACAUUUUUCCUAUACACUGCUUCUUCACUAGAAAUGAUUUAGAUGCUGUAUUUGAAUGAGAUUGUUUGUGACGGUUAACAGACCAUCAGUAUUUGUGCGUCGGUGAGCCGACUGGAGGAGCUUUUGGAAGAAUAAAGGGAGGUGGGCAUUAAAAUCAUCAGCAUUGUCGGCACUGUGAUGUGUGAUGUUAGUAAAAUAAGUGUCUUGGUAGCUGGGUCAAAUGUGCAACCACUGUAACUAAGCUGCUGCACAGCUGUUUCCUCACUCGACUGUAGGUACAUUUAAAGGGACCGGAUAUUAAAAGGGAGAAAACGACUGUGAGGGUUUGCUCUAUUCUGACCAGUAAUGGGGGCAGUUGAGUUACUGUAUGAAAAACCUUCUUUAACAUUCCCCUUUCUUUCAACAUGUAGCUGAAGACUGAUAUUUCCAUUGUCUUUGGUGGUUUUAGGGGUGAUUGCUGUAACUGUUAGUGGUUUCUUGCACCGUAGCAGUUUAGAAGAAAACGUUCUCUCCUUAUUUUAAUUUUUUUUCUUGCCAGAUGGGUAUUAUUGUCAUUUAAAUGUUGGUGAAUGACUUUGUAUUAUGUGGAGAAAAUAAAUAAUAAAACAGUUUUCCCUUUUGCA